This is a messenger RNA of Parasteatoda tepidariorum (common house spider), 3614 nucleotides long. NCBI's taxonomy places the organism in Eukaryota, Metazoa, Arthropoda, Arachnida, Araneae, Theridiidae. The record is from RefSeq and is a predicted model, not a curated record.
UUUCAGAAUCAGAAGGUGAUACUACGUCAUGAUUUUAAAUUUAUUACCUUAUCACAUACUUUAAGCAUUAAAAACAUGAUUCUAUCACAUAAAAUACGUCCUUAACAGAAACAACAUCAACUGAAAGAACGCGAAGUUCGUCUAGUCACGCUAAAAUAUGAACGCUUAAAACAUAAUCACGAAAUAAAUCUUGAAGUGUAACCUAAACCUAUAUGUUUUAUCCGCGCUACAAACAGAAUAGUUAUGUUUACUUAAACUGUUUAAAAGAAAAACAUUAAAAGUUAAGAAAAAAAUUGAGAAUGGAUUUCCUAUCGUAUUUAUCCAAGUAUAUAUUCCCCACUCUUCUAUCAAUGGGAAUAUACACACCUGAAGUUUCAAAAAAUAUUGAUUCAAAUUAUGAUUACAUCAUUGUUGGAGCUGGCUCAGCGGGAAGUGUCAUUGCUUCAAGGUUAUCUGAGGACGAAUGCGUGAAAGUUUUGCUCUUGGAAGCUGGACCUGAAGCUCAAAUUGCAUCUGAAGUGCCUUUAGCUGCUCACGAACUGCGAAAUUCUGUAAAUGAUUGGGCUUACAUGUCAGUUCCACAAAAAAAUGGAGCUCAGGGAUUUCCAAAUCAGCAAGUAUCUGUCCCCAGAGGUAAAGGAUUAGGUGGAUCGAGUUCAAUUAAUUAUGCGAUAUACACUAGGGGCAGCCAUAUGGAUUACGAUCAAUGGGCCAUCAAUGGUGCAACAGGUUGGUCUUGGAAGGAAGUUUUUCCUUAUUUCAAGAAAUCAGAAAAUAUGACUGACCUACAACUACUUAGAAACGGUUAUCAUGGUGCAAACGGAUAUUUAACUGUUCAAACUGCUCAAUACGAAAGCGUAAUAAUUAAUGCAUUUGCCGAUGCAGCUCCAGAAAUGGGAUACAAAUAUCGAGACACAAACGGAGCAUAUCACACUGGAUUUACAAGGAUACAAGGAACGACCAGGCAUGGAAGACGUUGUAGUGCGUCGAAAGCAUUUCUGAUUCCAGCUGAAAAUCGAGAAAAUUUGGAUAUCAUCAUUGAUGCUUUAGUAACUAAGAUACUAAUCGAUGAAAACAAUGAAGCAUAUGGCGUAAAGUUUGAAAUAAAUGAUCAAGAACAUGAAGUCUAUGCCAAUAAAGAGGUUAUAAUCUGCGCUGGUGCAUUUAAUUCUCCUCAUAUUUUGAUGCUCUCUGGAAUAGGCCAUAGAAGUCACUUAGAAGAAUUUGGUGUAAGUUUUAAAAUAAGAUAAUAUUGCAAAAAGAAUUUAAAAAUAGAUUCAAUUUCGAACUUGGUACGCUUUACGUCUGUAAGAAUUUACUAAUUUUAAUUUGCUUUUGACUGCUUAAAUGAUUGAAUCAUUUAUAUAAAAGAUGUGAGAUAUUUAAACAUCGUUUCUAAUAAGCUUCAUUUAUAAUCGUCAGAACAAUUUCAUUUUCCAUACUUUCUCUGAAACUUGUGCCCUUUAGUUCUGGUGGAAUUUUUCAAAAAUUAUGCAAAUUAUCGUUCAGCCACCUGUAGGAGGAGGAUAAUAAGAAAUUAUUCAAAUGUGUAAAAAUAUAACGCAAUUAAAUAUAAGCAGAAAUUAAAAAAAAAAAUUGAGACACACUUUUUUGCACAGUGCGUUAAAAAAGAUGAAUCACCCUGAAAAGAUGAAUCACCUUUUAACUGUUGAUCUUAUGAUCGGAUCUUCAUGUUCUAGGACUUAAUCUCAAGGGUUCGAAAGGCUGACCUCAUAUAUGCUAUUUUAUAAGUACAGACUAUAAUUGCAUGGGAUUAUUCUCAAAUUGGUCCAAGUUUUUUUGCACUCUAUGCGUAUUUAAUCACGUUCGGUGACUGAGUGGUAGCACUUUGCGCUCCCAUGCCACAGGUCACGGGUUCGAUUCUCGGGCCGUGCAAGGUUGACUCAGCCUUUCAUCCCUUCAGUGGGUGAUAAAUGAGUACCAAACAUGCUUGGGAAAUAAACACUGGGGACCCGCGGUGGGCUGACCACCUAACCGGAACAUCUGCUCCUGCACCCCAGAGCCCAAGGUCAAGUGAGAUGGACACAGUAGGCCUUGGCCCUUUAUGGGCUGUCGCGCCACUGAGUUUAGUUUAGUAUACGUAUUUAACCAGAAUACCCACGAUAAAAAAAUAGAAAAUCACCUAAGAUACUUGAAGAAAACCUUUUUGUGACUGUUAUUUGCGUCGAUCAACCACAUUGUGUGUAGAAAAAUUGCAUAUAUAUGAUGAAUCUUAAAUUUAUCUCUCAGUGUAAGCUAUAAGAUAAUUCUUUCAUCUUGAUAUAUUCCGAUUUUAAGCUUUGAAUUUCCUUAAUGUAAAUAAAUGAAAAUGUCCGCUAAUAAAAUUUUCCAAAAAAAUCUGCCUGGAACUUUCUAAAGUUUGUUUAUAAAUAGUAGAGUGAUUUGUUUUAGUACAGUGAUUAUAGAGAAGUAGUUAAGAAAAUAAAAACUUAGAUGAACCAGUUAACUUCUAAUUAUUGAUGAAACUAUAAGAAAUAUAUAAUAUAGAUAUGACGCUACUUGAUGAUGAUUUUUAAAGAGGUUUUUUAAGAAAUAUUGAAAACGCCCAGUUAAUAUCUUUUUUCUAUUCAUGUGAAAACAAAAAUAUAGAAUACGAAAAUGAAAAGCAUCAAAGUCAUUUUCUGGCAGAUUUUUUGCAUUUUUCUACAAGUACAUUCCGUGAUUCCAUCAUCGCUCCAAUAUCCUUUAUGCUUCGCAAACUAUUUGAUCUUCGCAACAGUAUUUUCCUUAAUAACGCUAAAAGAAAAUGUAUUAUGUUUCUCUUAUUUGAAUAUUAAUCCCUUCAGGACCAAGUUCAAAUGUGAUCACAAGAUUCUCUUUUCACGUUAUCUUAUAUGAAACAAAUCUUACUCUAGCGACCCAAGAUAACACCGACGUGAUCUCAAUGCGGAAAACUUCAUCUCUUAUUAAUCUAUUUGGGCACUCUUCAGUAUGCGUACGCUUGGAAUUUGCGGGCCAGGGGUAGAGCUUCUUUCUCCAAAUAUCGAUCCUAAAUAGAUUAAAGGGCGGGAGUACAACAAUUUUUGCCAAAAUAACUCAUAGCAUAUCAUGCAUCCAACUUAAAUCGUUAAGUACAAGCAGUUAAACUAGCUUAAUUGUGCCUACGCGGCCAUCGCGUUUGGGUACGCCUUAAUUACUUAAUCAAUUAAGAAUUUUUAUAUGCCUUCAACGAGUUAAAUUUGAGAAAUUUUUUUUUUUAUUUCUAAGUUAGCUCUACAGUAAUCCUUGUUAACCUACGAAUUUCUUUCACCUGUAAAUAUUUACUUCAUGAUUCCUAAUUCAAACUGGUUAUUCACACAUUCAAUGUUAUGCAAUCUGGUACGUUAAAUGUUAAAUAAUUGAAUAUAUUUGUUUUGACUUUUAAUUAUAAUUUCAAUAACAGAUGGAGCCACUGGUACUGUUAAUCAAGAAAGAUUUUUAUUUUUUUUUUCUUCCCUUUUUUUCAGUUUCAGUUUAGAUUUACUCAUUAUGUUGGUAAGAUGAGUAAUAUUUUAUGUUUUGGCAUUAUGGCCAUUGAAAUUUCAAUUACUCAUUUAUAAUUCAAUUAAAAAUAUUUCAAUGUUAUCUACAAAUCAUGCUCUGUUAAAUCAAUC